This is a messenger RNA of Phialemonium atrogriseum, 1145 nucleotides long. RefSeq lists its product as uncharacterized. Lineage: Eukaryota; Fungi; Ascomycota; Sordariomycetes; Cephalothecales; Cephalothecaceae. The record is from RefSeq and is a predicted model, not a curated record. The coding region runs from base 178 to 864 and encodes 228 amino acids. The transcript has 2 exons.
AGCCUCCUCGUCUUGAGAUGGAUCGAGAGCUGGCCUUGUCACGAACUUAACUGCCCGGCCCACAAAGCUAAUUCCGAUGGCCGAUGUCGUGGCUAGCCCCGUCGUCUCGGCCUCCGUCUCGCUCCUCGUCGUCGUCUUGGGGAGGUCUGGGCUGGGGUUGUCUCUCCAGAUGGUGGCAUGCUCACCGUCUCCAACUGCCUGUCUGUAUGUAUGCACAUACAUGGUGCUCAUACAUGGUGCUGCUACAGCGUACGCAUAUACCCAACCCUCUGCUGCGGUAGCAUGACAGGUAGAUAUGCAGGUCUGCUCUUGAUGUACUGCCAUUACUGGCUGGCCUGCUACGGCAACUGUCCCAGUACCAGAGAGUACAUGUCGAUUCGUUACAGCUGCAUUAGUGGCCGCCCAGAGAGGAGCAUCUCGGAUAGCCUCUCCUGGGUCUCCUCACUCUCUCCUCAUUACACUACUUUGCUCCUCCUGCGCUGCGACCAGCCACAUCCUGCCCUUUGCGACUCCGGACACGCCCAGCUCGAGAGCUUACUGGGUGGCCGCCAAGAUCAGAGCCUGUCUGAGAUCCUCCCAUACUUCCUUCGAAUUGCGGAUUGGCCGUGGACAAUCCCCAUUUUUGUUGCCACCUCACUCUGCCUAACUCUGCAUGCACACUGGCUCUUUUUUUAUCCAGCUUGCUCCAUGGCCUCCCCCUUAACCGGACAAUAUGGAACGGGCCAGAAUAGCAAAACGCAACUUGAGCCGGCGAUCUUCGCCAAGCCGAUGCAUCUCCAUUGUCGCGAGUGGAGCUCCCCUCGUCUCAGCAGAUUAUCACUGGCAACCACACACGCCAACACAUCAAGAUGGGUCACACUUUGAGAGCCGCAUCUCGAGCCUGCAUCUGGCGAACCUAUUUUUUCCUCAACCCUUUCCGUCGUCCUUUUCCCAUCCGCCGGUAUAUCGAUUCCCCAUCCCUGCCCCGCACUAACUGCCCAUUUCCUGCAAUAAAUCACCCAUGUCUCGCCGUUGCUGGCUUGGUUUUUUUGCUACCUGAGCCUUGAAUACGUAGAUAUCUGCCUUAACCUCUCCCACCGCCCACCACACACGGACACGCACACACACACACACACCCUCCUUGUGUGUAAGACAAUCUCAUCGCC